Molecule: messenger RNA, 525 nt
Organism: Apiotrichum porosum
Lineage: Eukaryota; Fungi; Basidiomycota; Tremellomycetes; Trichosporonales; Trichosporonaceae
Gene: SDH4
Product: membrane anchor subunit of succinate dehydrogenase, Sdh4
Exons: 4
Coding region: 1-525 (174 amino acids)
Biological process (GO): tricarboxylic acid cycle; mitochondrial electron transport, succinate to ubiquinone
Cellular component (GO): mitochondrial envelope; membrane
Molecular function (GO): ubiquinone binding; heme binding
Source: RefSeq, a predicted model, not a curated record
AUGUCCUUCCUCCGCACCGCACCUGCCUUCCGCGCCGGCCUCGGCAUGCGCACCAUCCACACCUCGCGUGUGGCUGCCGUCCAGGCCUCCAAGCAGGUCCGCGCCAUCGCCGCCGACGAGACUGCGGGCUUCAAGUACACCGCGGAGAACGCCAUCCUCAAGGGCACUGUCAACGACGCCGUCGCUGUGCCGACCCCCAACAAGGCCCACGGCUCGUACCACUGGGCCUUUGAGCGCCUCGUCUCGGCCGCCAUCAUCCCCGCCACCGUCGCCGCCGCCGUUGCCUCGCCCACUGCCCACCCCAUCAUGGACGGCGUCCUCGGCGUGACCAUCCUCAUCCACUCGCACAUUGGCUUCUCGGCGUGCAUCGACGACUACGUUGACGAGCGCAAGUUUGGCGCGCUCGGCACCGCGUGCCGCUGGCUCCUCCGCGUCGGCACCGCCGGCGCCCUCGUCGGCAUCUACGAGUUCAACACCAACGACAUUGGCCUCACCGAGCUCUGUGAGAAGGUCUGGAAGGCUUAA